This is a messenger RNA of Fusarium tjaetaba, 1017 nucleotides long. RefSeq lists its product as uncharacterized. The coding region runs from base 1 to 1017 and encodes 338 amino acids. NCBI's taxonomy places the organism in Eukaryota, Fungi, Ascomycota, Sordariomycetes, Hypocreales, Nectriaceae. The record is from RefSeq and is a predicted model, not a curated record. The transcript has 2 exons.
AUGGACCAACAGACACCCAUAACAAAGUCUCUGCAUAGACUUUGCGUCGAGAACCCGCGCUUCCUUGUUCACCCUCUUUGCUGGACCUCAGAGCACCUUCGAGUCCUGCACUGCCAUUUCAAGCACCUCGACUCCUCUAGUGCACCUCCGCCAUUCCCACUACCGCCAGCACCUCCGCCCGCCAGCCAUGGUGGACCAGACCUCACAGAGGAUCUUAUCCACUCGAUGUUGAAUGGCCCAUAUACCGACACCAAGUUCGCCUCCUUCACCUUGCUAAUGUAUCCUCUUGGCGUGAUCCCCUUCCGACGUGAAACUCCCUUCUUCUACAACCAACUCCAGGUCCAUACCCCCAAGUGCGAGGUUUACAGAACGGACAACGUACAAAAACUUGAGCAGCAGCCGAUCAUUGGAUACUUUCAAUACGAUGAACUCAUCAAGGAGCGAGAACGAGCCCUCGUGCCUAGAAGCCAUCCCGUUCCUGGCGCCUCGAAUCUUCCCGUUGAGAGACUCUCCCAGCGCCGAUUGCACGACUUGACUCCCGCGCGGUGGUUUGAGGACCCGUACUUGGUCUGCGUUCUACUCUCCCUUGCUCAGCUACAACGGCAGAAGCGGAAGAGCAUGACAGAAGCCUUUUUUGUCCGAUUGUUCGUAACCAACGCCUCCGACACGACGCACGCGCACAUCUUCCAAGCCGACAUCCCCUUCCAAAUCCUCCAGGCGCUCGACAACCCAACCGAAGACAUGGACAACCUAGUCUGGCCGGCAAUACAACACAUCGAAGUCCUAUUCGAACCGCACGCAAGUUUCUCAGAGCGAGUCGCAGGACAACUGCUCGCUGGUCUCCAGACACGGGCGCCGGAGGAGACACCGCGCGGAGAGAAGCGCAAGCGCGAUGAGAUGGAUACCAAGGAGGAGACAAAGAGUGUCAAGGCCUGGCAGGAUGCUUAUGUCAAGGCGUGGAAUGAUGGCAUAUGCCGCUGGAUAAUGGCUGAUGGAGCGGAGACCCACGGUGAUUGA